AUGAACGCCAGUCGAGUGACCACCAAAGCUGCGGCCGCCGCAUGCCAGGCGCAUGGGCGCGCGCUGCUUCCAGCUCCCGGCGGCGGCGGAGCAAACCAUAGCAAACGUCCGCUCGGUACCGUGCGCAGGAUAUCGACGUCGACACACUUUUACCAGAACAAGCAUCUGGAGGCGUAUGCGUCGAAACCGGCCACUAGGCUGACGCUGCGGCAGCUGGUGUACUUUGGGAAGUACAUGAACGAGGAGAGGUUGAUCAAGAGUGCAAACUAUGUGCGCACGGAGCUUCCCGUGCGGAUCGCACAUAGGCUGCGUGACAUGCAGGCGCUCCCAUAUGUAGUGGUGACGCAGGAGGGUGUUGCGAAGGUGUAUGAGCUAUAUUGGACUGCAUUCGACAAGUUUCGCCGAUUUCCUGAAAUCACCAACCUACAAGAGAACGACGCGUUCUGUGAAUCUGUUCGUGGUCUUCUCAACGACCAUAAAUCUGUGAUUCCGAACUUGUCACUCGGCCUCUCCCUGUCUUCGCCGUACCUUCUCCCGGACCGGUUGGAUACGUUCAUGCGGAAGAUGCUUGUCUCACGAAUAUCACGAAGAGUGUUGGCGGAGCACCACAUCGCGUUGACGCAGUUCGUAAAGUCACGACAUAGAGGCGCAGAAGCACACGAAAACGUCGGGAUCAUCUACACCGGCCUGCGGGUGCAAGAUAGCAUCGAGAGAUGCGCGACGUAUCUGCGGAGGCGGGCGCCCAAUACCGAGGAAGAUGCUCUGUCUGGUCCUCUCAGUGAUGCGGACUGGUCUGAGGUCAUCGUGGAUGGGCACAAGGACACGAGGUUUGCAUAUAUCCGAGAGCAUCUAGAAUAUAUCAUAUUCGAGCUACUCAAGAACUCACUCCGGGCAACAAGAGCGAAGCAUCCAACAGCUCGUGUUCUUCCUCCAGUCCGAGUCACCGUAGUCGCUAGUGACAACGACGUCUACCUCCGCAUAUCUGACCAAGGGGGCGGCCUCGCUUCCACUGGAAUCAAGUCCCCUUCAGAUCUGUUCUCCUUCUCGCACGUACGCAAUGCUGCACGUCUCGCCGAUGCCCGCCUCGGCGCGUUGCGUACCCUCAGCUCCAGCCAGCAGGGCAUGACCGCGACGGUGUCCGAGCAGAUCGGAAAGUGGCAGCGCGAGUCCGACGCAGACGUCCCCGCGGACGGAGUCAACCCACAUCCAAGGAUCGGCAUCGGACUCCCUAUGAGCAACAUCUACGCAAACUACUUCGGUGGAUCGCUCGAGCUCGUGAGCCUGGACGGCUACGGGACCGAUGUAUACGUCCGGCUUCCCAAGUUGGGCAAAAACCUGGAAGGGAUCGAGCUCUGA
Messenger RNA from Trametes versicolor FP-101664 SS1, 1356 nucleotides. Its product is annotated as alpha-ketoacid dehydrogenase kinase N-terminal domain-containing protein. Gene Ontology annotation, molecular function: pyruvate dehydrogenase (acetyl-transferring) kinase activity. NCBI's taxonomy places the organism in Eukaryota, Fungi, Basidiomycota, Agaricomycetes, Polyporales, Polyporaceae. The transcript is spliced from 11 exons. The coding region runs from base 1 to 1356 and encodes 451 amino acids. Gene Ontology annotation, biological process: protein phosphorylation; regulation of glucose metabolic process. Gene Ontology annotation, cellular component: mitochondrion. The record is from RefSeq and is a predicted model, not a curated record.